UUGCAAAAUAGCCCACUAUGAUUCGAUUAAAAUGACUCGAUUUCGAAUUUCACGCUCACUCGCCCAAACCAAACAAUGGCGGGUUCUGAACCUUUUCCUUCUCCAAAAAUCCUUCUAGCAAAGCCGGGAAUCGUUACCGGAGCUCCCGUUGCCGGUAAAUUUGGCCGUGGAGGCGCCGGAGACGACGAUUCCGUUCAGCACCGUUCUCGUCUCCCUUCCGUCGCGUCCCUCAACCUUCUCUCCGAUUCCUGGGAUUUCCAUAUCGAUCGCUUUCUCCCAUUUUUGACUGAGAAUACGGACUUUACUGUGAUUGGAGUGAUUGGGCCACCUGGAGUGGGAAAGUCCACUAUUAUGAAUGAACUUUAUGGUUUUGAUUCAAGUUCCCCUGGGAUGCUACCACCUUUUGCCUUACAGUCUGAAGAAACUAGAGCUAUGGCAAGGCAUUGUUCCACGGGUGUUGAACCAAGGAUUUCAACUGAACGCAUUAUUCUUCUCGAUACCCAGCCUGUAUUCAGUGCUUCUGUUUUAGCUGAGAUGAUGAGACCAGAUGGCUCUUCAACAAUUUCAGUGCUAGGUGGAGAAACCAUGCCGGCUGAAUUGGCUCAUGAACUUAUGGGUAUUCAGCUUGCUGUUCUUCUAGCAUCCAUAUGUCAUAUUGUGCUGGUGGUGUCAGAGGGAGUUCGUGAUGAUAGCAUGUGGCAAUUGAUGUUGACGAUUGAUUUGUUGAAGCAUGGAAUUUCAGACCCGUCCUUGAUGGCAUCAUCCCUAUCACAAAGCUCUAAUUCAGUGCUUGAGAAAGAUAGACAUCUUGAACAUGAAGAAUACGUGGCCACCCCUGUGUUUGUACACACGAAGUUGCAGGAUCAAGAUUUUUCUCCUAAUAAUUUUGUGCAGUUGAAAAAGGCACUCAUGCAAUAUUUCAGACCAUCUUCUUUUGUGAGACAACACGUUGGAAACAAACCUGAAGAGCAUGCUUUAUCUUCUACAGUUCGUGGCAGUCAAAUGGAAUCUAACUUAAUAAAGUUGUAUACGAUCCCUCUAAAGAAGAAAGAUGAAAAUCCAAGAGCUCAACAUGAAAGUUACGUUUCUGCCCUAUGGAAAUUGCGUGAUCAGAUUUUAUCCAUGAAGUCACCAUCUUUCACGAGACCAGUCUCAGAGCGGGAAUGGUUAAAGAACUCUGCCAAGAUCUGGGAACAGGUAAAGAACUCCCCAACCAUAUUAGAGUAUUGUAGAACACUUCAACAUUCAGGUAUGUAUAGGAGAUAAUGACGAAGUAUGCGAAGAUUGAAGACAAUAUCCUAAGUUGUAUUUCAAGGUGUAUCUUUUUAAACGCAAAAUCAUAAUAUUAAUGUAUCAGUUGCAUAUUCUUUACGCUGAUUUUGUUGCUGCUGAUGAAUACACUUCUAUGCCUAUUUUUUAGCGAACUCGUAACAGCUUAAUUUUGUUA
Molecule: messenger RNA, 1447 nt
Organism: Vigna radiata var. radiata (mung bean)
Lineage: Eukaryota; Viridiplantae; Streptophyta; Magnoliopsida; Fabales; Fabaceae
Product: protein SMG9
Exons: 8
Coding region: 76-1266 (396 amino acids)
Biological process (GO): nuclear-transcribed mRNA catabolic process, nonsense-mediated decay
Source: RefSeq, a predicted model, not a curated record